Molecule: messenger RNA, 1961 nt
Organism: Maniola jurtina (meadow brown)
Lineage: Eukaryota; Metazoa; Arthropoda; Insecta; Lepidoptera; Nymphalidae
Product: esterase FE4-like
Exons: 3
Coding region: 3-1961 (652 amino acids)
Source: RefSeq, a predicted model, not a curated record
AAAUGUCGACGUCUGUGUUGUUUAAUUUAUUUAUUCUAAGUGUUGUAUUUAAUUGUGUUGUUGCUAGUGAGGAAUCAAAAGUCGUGAUAUUGGCUGAUGGUGCUGUGAAAGGCAAUAAGUACUGGGAUGGGGAGUUCUAUGAGUUUUACGGUGUGCCCUACGCUAAAGCUCCAACGGGUAGAGAUAGGUUUCAGGCCCCCUUACCUCCAGAACCAUGGCAAGGAGUAUUAGAAGCAUCGAAAAAAAAUACAAUAUGCCAACAAUGUUAUAUCACAGGGGACAGCGAUGACGGCGUACUAGUUGAUGGUGUUGAGGACUGUCUCCUAAUGAACUUGCUAGUCCCUCAAGUAGCAUCAGAAACAAAUCUAGUACCUGUCGUAGUAUACAUCCAUAGUGGAGCAUUCUCCGGAGGCAGUGGCAGUAUGGCCAACUAUCAUUAUGUAGCUAGACAUGACGUAAUAACCAUAAGCUUCAAUUAUAGAUUGGGAGCGUUAGGAUUUGCAUGUUUGGGCAAUAAAGAAAUACCAGGAAAUGCUGCACUAAAAGAUCAAGUUGCAGCUCUAAGAUGGAUCCGAAAGAAUAUUAAGAAAUUUGGCGGUGAUCCAACUAAGGUUACGCUUGCAGGAUUCAGUGUUGGUGCUACAAUGGCUGAGCUACUCUCUCUUUCUAAAGCAACAACAGGUUUAUUUAAUAGAAUUAUUUUAGACAGCGGCUCGGCUUUAGCUCCGUUCGCUAUUAAUAGAGAUCCUAUAUCUACAGCAAAAAAUGUAGCUAUAUCUCUCGGUUAUAACGGAACAAUGACGUUAGAAGGCUUAACUGAAUUUUACCUAACCACAAAUAUAAGUGGUCUAGCAGAAAAGAGUGUAAAUUACCAUUUGAAGAAUAGCACUUUCGGUUUCGCUCCAUGCAUUGAAAAUGUUCUGGAAGAUGUAGAACCUAUACUUACCGAGUCUCCAUUAGAUACACUAAAGAACGGGAGAAAUAAUGAUGUGGCAGUGUUAACUGGUUUUGCUGAUAUGGAAGGUUUGAGUCGAUCUAUUAAGUUUGGUACAUGGCGAGAAGAUAUGAACGAAGACUUUUCAGAAUUCCUACCCGCUGAUCUUCUCUUUGAUGAUGAUAGAGUAAGAGAAAAAUUUAUCAAUGAAAUUAAAAAACACUAUUUCGAUAAUAAACCAGUUAAUGCGGAAGCACUUCAAAGAUAUGUGGAUUACUUUUCAGAUUCUAUGUUCAAAUACAACAUUCUCAAAUCGGCCAAAUUGCAUGCAAUUUCUAAUAAAAGGCCUGUGUACCUUUACGAGUUUUCUUAUACAGGCAAGCUCAAUAUUGAACAUAAUUAUAUGGACAGAAUAAAAGGUGCUAGUCAUAGAGAUCAAACUGCAUACAUCUUGGAUUUCUUUGGUCACACAAACAGUUAUAAGGAUUUGGAUACCAGAGAGCGUAUGACUACUAUGUGGACUGACUUUGUGAAAUACGAGAAUCCAACAGCUUUUGAGAGCUCUCUUAUAAAUAUUAAGUGGCUACCGUUUACAAAUAGCAAACGACACUAUAUGGAGAUCAACAAGAAAUUGCAAAUGAAGAAAAAUCUUUUCGAAGAUGGAUACGAUUUCUGGGAUAAAAUUUACGAAAAAUAUUACUGGACACCGACAGCUCCCAAAUUUGAAGAGAGCAAAGACACUAAUAAAGAAAAAGAUACUCCAAAAGAAAAGCACUCUCUAAAAGUAAUGGAGACUCCAAAAGAAAAUAACCCUCCAAAAGAAAAGGACUCUUUGAAAAAAAAGAGUACUCCAGAACAAGACAACGACGCUACGAAAGUGAAGGACAUCCCAAAAGAAACUGACACUACGAAAGAAAAGAACACUUUGAAACACAAGGACACAACCGAUGUAAAAGACAACAAGAAGGAAAUUAACACUUCAGAUGAAAACAACAGUUUGAAGAAGGAAAGUAAUAAUCCGAAAUAA